AUGAAAACCAUUCGCCGGUCUACGUGUCUCUUUGCAUACCACCGUCCCUUCCGCCCCACUCCCUACUCCUCCCCUUCCUCACGCGCGCACUCACUCCUCCAGCGCUCACUCCUCCAGCGCACACUCACUCCCCCAGCGCGCAUUCGCUCCCACCGCGUGCCCCAUUUCCCCCCCCGCGCGCACUCGCUCCCACUGCAUCCCUACUCCCAUCUCCUCUCCCCCACUGCAUCCCUUCUCCCAUCUCCUCUCCCCCACUGCAUCCUUACUCCCAUCUCCUCUCCCCCACUGCAUCCCUACUCCCAUCUCCUCUCCCCCACUGCAUCCCUACUCCCAUCUCCUCUUCCCCACUGCAUCCCUUCUCCCAUCUCCUCUCCCCCACUGCAUCCCUACUCCCAUCUCCUCCCCCCCGCUGCAUCCCUUCUCCCAUCUCCUCUCCCCCACUGCAUCCCUUCUCCCAUCUCCUCUCCCCCACUGCAUCCCUUCUCCCAUCUCCUCUCCCCCACUGCAUCCCUACUCCCAUCUCCUCUCCCCCACUGCAUCCCUACUCCCAUCUCCUCUCCCCCACUGCAUCCCUUCUCCCAUCUCCUCUCCCCCACUGCAUCCCUACUCCCAUCUCCUCUCCCCCACUGCAUCCCUUCUCCCAUCUCCUCUCCCCCACUGCAUCCCUUCUCCCAUCUCCUCUCCCCCACUGCAUCCCUACUCCCAUCUCCUCUCCCCCACUGCAUCCCUACUCCCAUCUCCUCUCCCCCACUGCAUCCCUACUCCCAUCUGCUCUCCCCCACUGCAUCCCUACUCCCAUCUCCUCUCCCCCACUGCAUCCCUACUCCCAUCUCCUCUCCCCCACUGCAUCCCUUCUCCCAUCUCCUCUCCCCCACUGCAUCCCACCUACUCAUCCCCCACCCGCUGCUCGCCUCACCCGCUGCUCUGCCUCACCCCAUCUCUACCUCACCCCAUCUCUACCUCACCCCAUCUCUGCCUCACCCCAUCUCUACCUCACCCCAUCUCUGCCUCACCCCAUCUCUGCCUCACCCCAUCUCUGCCUCACCCCAUCUCUACCUCACCCCAUCUCUGCCUCACCCCAUCUCUGCCUCGCCCCAUCUCUGCCUCACCCCAUCUCUGCCUCAUCCCAUCUCUGCCUCGCCCCAUCUCUGCCUCGCCCCAUCUCUGCCUCGCCCCAUCUCUGCCUCACCCCAUCUCUACCUCACCCCAUCUCUACCUCACCCCAUCUCUGCCUCACCCCAUCUCUACCUCACCCCAUCUCUGCCUCACCCCAUCUCUGCCUCACCCCAUCUCUGCCUCACCCCAUCUCUACCUCACCCCAUCUCUGCCUCACCCUAUCUCUGCCUCGCCCCAUCUCUGCCUCACCCCAUCUCUGCCUCAUCCCAUCUCUGCCUCGCCCCAUCUCUGCCUCGCCCCAUCUCUGCCUCGCCCCAUCUCUGCCUCACCCCAUCUCUACCUCACCCCAUCUCUACCUCACCCCAUCUCUGCCUCACCCCAUCUCUACCUCACCCCAUCUCUGCCUCACCCCAUCUCUGCCUCACCCCAUCUCUGCCUCACCCCAUCUCUACCUCACCCCAUCUCUGCCUCACCCCAUCUCUGCCUCGCCCCAUCUCUGCCUCACCCCAUCUCUGCCUCAUCCCAUCUCUGCCUCGCCCCAUCUCUGCCUCGCCCCAUCUCUGCCUCGCCCCAUCUCUGCCUCACCCCAUCUCUGCCUCCUCCAAUGACUGGUCCGCCUGGCAUGGACCAAAAGCUUGUGGUGACCAGGAAAGGCGACGUGCUGCGUGA
Molecule: messenger RNA, 1785 nt
Organism: Closterium sp. NIES-65
Lineage: Eukaryota; Viridiplantae; Streptophyta; Zygnematophyceae; Desmidiales; Closteriaceae
Source: the annotation of a GenBank genome assembly